Durotheca rogersii is the source of this 1355-nucleotide messenger RNA. RefSeq lists its product as uncharacterized. The record is from RefSeq and is a predicted model, not a curated record. The transcript has a single exon. The coding region runs from base 179 to 844 and encodes 221 amino acids. NCBI's taxonomy places the organism in Eukaryota, Fungi, Ascomycota, Sordariomycetes, Xylariales, Xylariaceae.
CAAAGUCAAAGUAAUGUCGAAGGAGGGAUCAUCCCUCUUCACGUCUCCUUGCGCCCCUUAUACGGUAGCCUAGUCCUCUUCCCUAGUGCAACGACCUCGGACCCCCCUCCUACCUUGCGACCUAAGGCACAUCACGCCCCAGAAGAGUAUAUUCGACUCCUGAUGUUCUCAGUAGGUUAUGAGCCCGGCCAACGAAGCGCGCCGGAUGGGUCUGGCCCAUCCCACCUCUUGGCUUGCUGGACGCGGCACAGCACAGCGCAACGUGCGUGCGUGCGUGCGUGCGGAGGGAAAAGAAAAAGAAAACAGAAGAAAAGGCAAAGCAGAGGGGAGGGGAGCGAAAAGCCAUCCAUCCACCUACGCCGGCUCGCUAAGCAUCGUCGAGCCAGCAGGAUGCCAACCUUGGCCUGCUGAUGUGUUUGCGCCGCAGACCAGCUCGAUGCGUGCGGUUUGGCUAUUCUACCUUACCUUUCCCUUCCUUGUGCUCGUGACGCGCCAGUUAAAACCGGCGGUAGUCUCUGGCCGUCCAGGGAGGACCUGCGCCUUGAAACCGUCGAGUCCCGCAAAUCCGCACCAACGCCAUCGAGAGAGGGGAGCAGUAGCAGCAGCGGUAGUAGGAAGACGCGGAAGGGAGGGGGAGGAGGAGGAGUCAUCGUGUCGGCAGACCCUGAGACGGACCACAAGACUCUUGUGUUUCCGUAGUCUAACCACCGCGUCCUUUGUCUCACUGGAUAGAAUCCCCCCUUGGACUCUCUGUGGGCCUUGGCCUAGCCGUUCCCGUGCCGAACGUGGCUGUUUUGGGGGGCCUUCUUGCCUCUUUAGCCCAUACCGAAACAAACCAGUCUAGUUCGUACGACUUGAGAGAGAGAGGGAACCGUUGGUGAGAUGGUUUUUCGUUUCGUCUUAUCGUGACUUGGGGGAUCAGGAAGACAUCAGCCACGCCCUUACGCAGUCACAAGGUCUUUGCCACCGUUGGAUGACUUCGUGGAGGACCGAUCGUCCAUAAAUUUUCCUCUCAACCGAUUAUUUACUUAGGCCGAGGAGGAUCAUGGAGACUAGUUUGGUAGAUUGCGGUCUGGGACAUUGUCGAUACGAUCUCUCUCGAAUUCACGCCGUGGGCCUGUACUAGUGUUUUAGACCGUCUCGGCCCCCAGCCUACAGUGUUGGCUAGUUAGGGGACGUGCCAAAGGCCAUAUUAGGUGCGGGUUUUAAGAUAAGAAAGGCUGAAGUAUGUUGGAAAUAACCAUAGCUACAACCGGGAGCCACCCAUCAAAGCCAAGAGAGCUUUUUUUAAUUUUUAAUUUUUAAAACUCUUUUUUAAUUUUUCUAUUACCGAGGGGCUACCGCAAGCAGGAGCC